Messenger RNA from Myxocyprinus asiaticus (Chinese sucker), 1916 nucleotides. RefSeq names its product nuclear factor 7, ovary-like. The transcript has 6 exons. NCBI's taxonomy places the organism in Eukaryota, Metazoa, Chordata, Actinopteri, Cypriniformes, Catostomidae. The record is from RefSeq and is a predicted model, not a curated record. Gene Ontology annotation, molecular function: zinc ion binding; protein binding. Bases 223 to 1587 code for a protein of 454 amino acids.
CUCUUUACUGUCAUACUGACUGUUCUGUGAAUAUCUGGACAAAAUCAAAAAAGGAAUCAGUGAUCAUUUCAAGACAAAGGGAAAGACUUUCCAAAAGGAUUCUUGUGAAGUUUGUUUCAGAGUCGACAGCAGAUCUUUGGUGAUUCUGAUGGUUAUUCAUUAUUGAAAGCAACAUUCAGAAAGUGAAAGUUCAGAUCGUUGGAGCUUUUAUAAACAGUGAAAAUGGAUUCACUAUCUGUGGAAGAACAUUCUUGUCCCGUGUGCUGUGAAAUCUACAAGAAUCCUGUUGUUCUGUCGUGUAGUCACAGUGUGUGUAAAGAGUGUCUUCAACAGUUCUGGAAAACCAAGAGAACUCUGGAGUGUCCUGUCUGCAGGAGAAGAUCUUCAAAAGAACAUCCACCUUGUAAUCUGGCAUUGAAGAAUGUAUGUGAGUUGUUUGUGAAGGAGAGAAAUGAGAAGGAGAUCUGCAGUUUACACAGUGAGAAACUCAAACUCUUCUGUCUGGACGAUAAACAGCCGGUGUGUUUAGUGUGCAGAGAUUCAGAGAAACACAUCAAUCAUAAAUUCAGACCCAUCAGUGAAGUUGUUUCAUCUUACAAGGAGGAACUCAAUACAGCACUGAAGUCUUUACAAAAGAAACUCAAACACAAAGAAAACAUUAAAGGAGAGUUUGAUAAAUCAGUUAAACACAUCAAGACUCAAGCUGAGCACACAGAGCGUCAGAUUAAAGAGGAGUUUAAGAAGCUUCAUGAGUUUCUCCGAGAUGAAGAAGAAGCUACAAUCACUGAACUGAGAGAGGAAGAGGAGCAGAAGAGUCAGAUGAUGAAGAAGAAGCUUGAGGAGAUGAACACACACAUCUCAGCUCUUUCACACACAAUCAAAGACAUGGAGGAAAUGAUGAAAGCCAAUGACGAUGUCUCAUUUCUAAAGAACUUUAAUGUGACAAUGGAAAGUGUCCAGAGCUCACAGCCGGAUCCACAGAUGACUUCUGGAGCUUUCAUUAAUGUGCCACAUUACUUGGGCAACCUGACAUUCAGAGUCUGGAAGAAGAUGCAAGACAUUGUCCACAAGACUCCUGUGACUCUGGAUCCAAACACUGCAAAUCCAAAUCUGAUCCUGUCUGAUGAUCUGACCAGUGUGAGAUGCAGUUAUAACAGUCAAACAUUACCUGAUAAUCCAGAGAGAUUUGACUUCUAUCCAUGUGUUCUGGGUUCAGAGGGUUUUAACUCAGGAACACACUGCUGGAAUGUGAAGGUUAAAGGCAAUAAUAACUGGAUUCUUGGAGUAACUACAGCAUCAAAACCGAGGAAGGGACUUAAUUGCUUGAACACUGAUGUCUGGAGUGUGGGGUACAAUAAGAUUGGAUUGUUCUUAUGGCGUCCCACUGUGUUUCGUGUCACACAGAAUCUUGAGCAUGUGAGAGUUCAUCUGGAUUAUGACGGAGGAAAAGUGUCAUUCUCUGAUCCUGUAACUAACACACAUCUACACACAUUCACACACACAUUUACACACACACUCUUGCCAUUCUUCUGGAAUUGUGAUGUCACAUCUUCAAAACCUCUGAGGAUUUUACCAGUUAAAUUGUAACAACAGAAAAUCACAGUAAUAUCUGAUCCUGCUUACUGAAAAUCUCACAAGUAUUUAGUAAUUUAUGCAAUCUUAGAACAUUUAGAUUUCCAAAGGUUAAAUGUGUCAACAAUAACCCAACAUAGUCUACAAAAACUCAACAAAUAAGAUUGAAUGAUCUCGUCAGACAUAUGAGUGAGUAUUCUUAACAUGAUUUUUGUCAUUUGUAAAUUCAUAGAAAUCAAUUAAAUGUGAUCAUAUAUUUGAUAUUUGCUCCACACUUCAUCUUUACCAGUUUACUCUCAUCUUAACUACCAGUGACUCACUGAACCUUUAAUCUAACCAGGUCA